AUGAGAUCCCGCCUCCGUCAGCUUUGGGAGUCUCUACAAGUGGAGCUGCACGGGAAGUAUUCGACAAACCGCGUGCUACAACUGUUCAAGUACACUAACAACACCAGUUGGCUGCAUGUCAUCACCGUGUUGAUAGUAACCCCUCUUCCUUGCUUGCUCGUGACUGUGUUGGUUGAUAUCCUACCACUUGCGGACCCCGCCGAAGGAGCAUCAGCCAACAAACUCUUCUUCUUGCGAGAUUUUGUGAUCUCCUCGGUGCUGACUUUCAUUUGCAUUCACCAGUUUCGAAUUAGCAUUCCGGUUCUCCCGUAUCCGAUUUGGCGAGCAUUCGUGAAUUCUAUCUGGAUAUCAGUAAUUUGUGUUGCUACUCUUUACGCAUUAGUCAUUACAAUAGGAUUCCCAAUGCCGUUCUCUAUGGUAGUGGUAACACCCGUAUGGAUCACUCUCAUCUCAAUAUCAAUGGCGAUUGAAUGGAUGGACAAGAUUCGUAAGACUCCAGGAGCCGAGAUUAUGAUGAACAAUGUUAUCAAGGUAUGGAUAUGUCAAGUAACACUAGAGUUCAUCUACCCACCGUACUACUACGUCUUCACGAUACUGCCCGAUAGGGGUCAGAUGGUGUUUGCAUUGAUACUCCCAGUGAUCAAGCUGGCCAUGAGGAAUUUUUUCGCUCGGACAGUGGUUCAUCUUACCGACGAAAUGCCUGAAGUCAUCGUCUUCAACGUCGAAGUGUUCAACGCGCUGUUUGUAUCCUACUGCAUGCAGAACUCACCAUCGACCUGGACAACAUUGGAGCUAAUGUUCGGUGACAUCGCAAUGAUAUUGAUCUCGGUGCAAGAUAUGGAAUCAAUUCGCCGUGACCUGAAAGAGUUGGAACUGCGAAUCGGUCAAGAAAAUAGUUCAAGUAGCUGUUGUGCUUUGGAUCUCAACGCAGGAAAUCGAAGACCUACCACACUGGAUAGGACGCAG
This is a messenger RNA of Phytophthora nicotianae INRA-310, 966 nucleotides long. RefSeq lists its product as hypothetical. Lineage: Eukaryota; Oomycota; Peronosporomycetes; Peronosporales; Peronosporaceae. The transcript has a single exon. The annotation marks the transcript as partial. The record is from RefSeq and is a predicted model, not a curated record.